AAUGUGCAUGCGUUAGUGGGAGGGAUUAUCCACCAAGUAGGGCAAGUGGCUGAGGGAGGCUAAGGACUGCAAUUCCAUCGAGCCUGGUUCAUUUCAGUCAUCCGCUCAGUUUGCACACAGACAGACAGACAGACAGAGGAGAGCACACUCAGCCGCUGCUGCUUUAUCUCUCAAAGCUCUCUCUCCUCUUCCUCCUCCAAAACAAAAAAAACACACAAAAAGUACAAAAUGGUAAAGUACAUGCGACAGCACAGCAGCGAGCAGAAACCCGAGGAAGAAGAAGAGGUCCUGUGGGAGUCUGACGACGCGUCCGUGGACCAGCAGGGUGAUUUGGGAGAAUUGUCCGACUAUUCUCUCAGCGACGUUUUCUACUCCAAAUGCUCCGCAAUGGACCGAAUCGGCACUUUCAUGAAGAACGUGCAGGUGCUGCUCGACGCGGCCAAUUACAUAGAAAAUGUCGAGAAGAACAACGGAAAAUGUGAGCAUGGUUAUGCUUCAACAUACCCCGCAACCCAGACGGCACACCAACAGAAACAGCGGAAGUUCAAGAACAGGAAAUUGGACAAUAUUCACAAUAGAUCAGCACACAAUGAACUGGAAAAAAAUAGACGAGCACAUCUCCGCCUGUGUUUGGAGAGGUUGAAGUCCCUCAUCCCUCUGGGACCAGACUGCAGUCGGCACACCACACUGGGACUGCUCAACAAGGCCAAAACACAUAUCAAGAAACUUGAAGAGGCGGACCGGAGGAGUGUGCACCAGCUGGAGAACUUAGAGCGGGAGCAGAGGCACCUGCAGAGGCAGCUAUCCCAGCUGCAGCCUCAUGGAGAUAGGGAGAGGGUCCGUACGGACAGCCAGGGAUCCCAUAUGGACUCAGACCGCUCAGAGUCUGACAGAGAGGAGAUCGAAGUUGACGUGGAAAGCACUGAGUUCUCCCAUGGAGAAAUGGACAGUGUAAGCACCAGUGGUGCAAGUGACCUGGAUGACCACAGCAGCCGGCAGAGCACAGCCAGCGACGAGGGCUACUCCACAUGCAGUCUAAAACUGGCCUUCUCUGCUUAAAAAGCACCAGCCUAUACUUUCACUUUUCAGCUGCAGUCUUUUAUGGCUUUCACCUUUCAAAAAAGUACCAGCCUACAGCUCCAUUUUCCCUUUGCAGUUUAGGUUAACCGACUUCAGAAGAAGAACCAGCCUCGAUCCCACACCUUUUACCUGACUAAUGAAACUCCACCCUGAGAACCAGCCUUAAGUUCAACUCAGCGUAAAAGUUUAAAAUGUCUCCUUCCAAAAGCCAAGGCGGCGGGCUCCUCUACUAUCAGUCUGAAACAUUUUACAAAACAGCCUCAAAUUGAAACUUCUCUGGCAAUAUACAGUUUCCUCCUUUUUCAGAGUUGACUUAACCAAUCACCUGAAUGUCCCUUAACUCAUUACCAGCUUGAAUCAGCCAUACCUGCACUCAAUACUGACCCUGUAGAGGACCCAUGAUUGCACCAGUGUCCAACACUCAAGGGGGAACUCUACAUUUAGUCAACUUGAUCCUCUGAAACCAGCAAAAAACACUAAAAACCCAAUACCAGCUAGAAGCUCACCAUUGGGAACGUUUGCUCCAUUUGCCUUGUGAUAACAUUGCCCCUUUUCUUUGGAUAAGAUAUCCAGACGGCACUUCUUGUCAAUGUACAAGCCAGUGGCAAGGGCUACAAUGUCUGCAUUCCAAAAUGUUUAUUACACUCUUAUAACCUCUGCUUUAGGACCCACAACCAUCACUGAUCCACGUGGCGUCCCUUCUCCUGACUGAAAUACAAGUCGUAUCCAAACAGGUGGUGCAGUCCACCCUUGUUAUUCUAAUUUAUUUUGCAUAUUAUUAUAGUAUUUAUUUUUGGUAUAUUUAAUUUUACUGUAGCUAGGUUUUGGUCAUGCUUGAAAGAAGAAAAAAGAAAUUGUUUUUUUUUUAUGUUUACCAAAUUACUUGACAUGAAACUAACCCCAACAGAGGCAUUUGCAGUGCUAAAAGUUUAAUGCAUUACUCAACGUUUGGUUGAAAGAAUGACACAUCUCUUUCAUACUGUGCACAAACCCAUUUUAUUUAGACAGUAAUAGUAAGCUAUCCCGCACUUGUCCAAGCACAAGGCUGAAAGCAAUAAAGCGUCUAGUUUUUAUCAUAUCUUUAAUGUUGGCUGUGUUUGGCACACUAUUCUGUCCGUCCAACACCAAAAUUGCUAGUUUUCCACUUGCUCCAGUAGUGGUAUCAGUUUUAAUAUUCAACAGUAAACAUGAUUGUAAUUGAUUUUUGAAAAAAAGCUAUGGUGCAUGUGUAUUGAAUGUAGCUUGUCUAAUCAUGUUGUAAUGUGCUUUGGAUUGACAAGUCUUAAAAAAAAUGUCUGUAGCAUGAACAACAUAAAUACUACAGAAUACUAAUUUUGGUUUAUACUUCAAUGUUUAAUACUGUAUCUUUUAUGUAUUGUAGCAGAAACUGAACAAGUUGAAAUUUGGAGACUUCCCAUUAAUAAUUCAAUGUAUAUUUGACACAUAAGAAUUGCACUGCUGACCUGUUAGAAUCCAUGAAACCAAAUAAGACAUUUCAAUAUGACCAUUUAUCUGCAUUCUUCUGGUCCAAGUCCUAAGGAGAUCACCACCAAAUUGUGUCUUAACAUGGAUAUACGACUAUUGCACAAAGUUCCUUGUUACAGGUCUUUUCCCCCCCAAACCUGUUUGGGAAACUAUAAAAUGCACUAUGAAAAAGACUUUUGUUAAGGAAGUAUGUCAAAGCACACCCCAGAAUGUUUUCUCUUGUGCUUAAUCAGCCAUCCAAGGUGACUUUUUUGCAAAACGUGCUGCUGGUCCCCUGCUAGUACUCUGUUACAGUUCCUGAUAACUGUCCCUGGAAUCUUAAUAAACCUCUACCACCCAGA
Molecule: messenger RNA, 2906 nt
Organism: Sebastes umbrosus (honeycomb rockfish)
Lineage: Eukaryota; Metazoa; Chordata; Actinopteri; Perciformes; Sebastidae
Product: max-interacting protein 1-like
Exons: 6
Coding region: 229-1059 (276 amino acids)
Biological process (GO): regulation of transcription by RNA polymerase II
Molecular function (GO): RNA polymerase II cis-regulatory region sequence-specific DNA binding; DNA-binding transcription factor activity, RNA polymerase II-specific; protein dimerization activity
Source: RefSeq, a predicted model, not a curated record